AUGAAAGUUAGCUCUAUGAUUCUCAUCACCUCUGCUCGAGCUUUUAAUGCUAUGAAUCGCCGGAUGUACUCUACUCGAUCGUCUUCCAAAUCCAUCUCCGCAGGGUCCCUAACUCUUCGUUCCAAUUCUAGUUCCAGUUCAGAAUCAGCUAAUAGAGAUUCUGGGCCUGAGCUUCAAGUAUCAUCAUCUCUAAGGAAGAAGAGGCUAAAACAGGAAGAUUUGGAGCCUGUGGAGAAAGAUUCAAGCAGAGAAAUUAAUGGCCCUAAAGAGAUGUGUGGAUUAUUACCAAAUAUAGAAGAUUUUUCAUCUAGGACGUCAAAACUAAUCUCUUAUGUAAAAUCAACAGAAGCUAGCACAUCCGUAUCGUCAAUCACAAAAUCAGGCAGACCACCUGAAAACUGGGGAAAGAUGCUCGAAGGUAUCCGAGAAAUGACAUCUUCAAAAGAAGCAACAGUUGACCCUUUAAAUUGUGAUAGAACCGGAAGCUUUUUACCUCCCAAGGAAAGGCGAUUUUAUGUCCUCAUAGGAACACUUCUUUCAAGUCAGACUAAAGAUCACAUAACUGGUGCGGCAGUAGAACGUCUUCGUCUAAAUGGCCUUCUCACUCCUGAGGCUAUUGAUAAAGCUGAUGAAACAACCAUAAAGGAAUUGAUUUACCCGGUCGGGUUCUAUACUAGAAAGGCUACAAAUGUAAAGAAAGUUGCGAAAAUCUGUCUCACGAAAUAUGACGGUGACAUUCCAAGGUCUUUGGAAGAGCUACUCUCACUUCCAGGAGUUGGUCCUAAGAUCGCUCAUCUGGUUUUGCAUGUAGCAUGGAAUGAUGUGCAAGGGAUAUGUGUAGACACACAUGUGCAUCGCAUUUGCAACCGGCUUGGUUGGGUAUCUAAACCAGGAACGAAACAGAAAACUUCCUCCCCUGAGGAAACCAGAGUAGCUCUGCAACAAUGGCUUCCAAAAGAAGAAUGGGUCGCUAUUAACUUUCUUUUGGUAGGUUUCGGACAAAAGAUAUGCACACCGCUAAGACCACGUUGCGGAGUGUGUAGUAUCAGUGAGCUUUGCCCUUCUGCCUUCAAGGAGACCCCAAUCAAAUCCUCCAAACUGAAAAAACCUAUCAAAAGCAAGAAACUUUAAUCCCUUUCUGUCUCUGGAUUCUUCUCCUUAAUCAUUUUAAACUACUUUGUGAUUAUUCCUCUGUAAAGAUAAAUUGUAUCAUUGACAUGUAAAUAGUGUAAGGGAUCAUCAGAUACUUAUAAAUAAGCUGAGAUGCUGAAGAUUGUGUAUUUAUAC
This is a messenger RNA of Eruca vesicaria subsp. sativa (arugula), 1287 nucleotides long. The record is from the annotation of a GenBank genome assembly. Lineage: Eukaryota; Viridiplantae; Streptophyta; Magnoliopsida; Brassicales; Brassicaceae.